CUCGUCAAUCAAUCCUAGGCUGCUUUCUGAUUGGGGCGCGUUACCGUCAAUCCUUAAACAAGGCGUUACUUUCCAGUCGUUUGUCGCGCAAAAAUGGCAGAGAAAGACCUGAGCAGACCCCAGAUGUUUUUAUUUGGAUGUGUGCUGAAGGCUGAUAAAAAGGAGCACAAAGUCGAAGUAGACGAUGAUGAAGUUGACCACCAGUUGUCUCUGAAAGCGGUGUGCCUGGGAGCAGAAGCAGAGGAUAAGUUACAUACAGUGGAGAUAGAGGGAGUGACAUAUGAUGGCAAGACGACCAAAAUCCCUCUUGCUGUGCUAAAGCCAUCUAUUCUGCCUUCUUUAAGUUUAGGUGGGUUUGAAAUCACUCCCCCAUUCACGUUCCGUUUGCAGUCCGGAGCCGGCCCAGUCUACAUCAGUGGGCAACAUUUUGUCAGUAUGAAGGAUUCUGAUGAUGAGGAAGAAGAAGAGGAGAAUAACACAUCACCUGUGAAAAGACCAUCCAACAUGUCCACUGGAAAAGUUCCACUGAAGAAACUCAAAAUGGAUUCAGACAAUGAUGAGGAUGAUGAGGAGGAUGAUAGUGAAGAUGAGGAGGAUGAUGAUAGUGACGAACACGAUGACGACGAAAAGCCAGUGGCACCAAAACCCAUCAAACCCUCACUGAAAGCCCCAGAAAAAAAGAAAAGUGCAGACAAACAGAAUGGCUCACCAGGAAAAAAAGAUGACAAACCAGGGAAGCCUCAGAACCUGGUUACAAUAAAGGGGAAAGACAAGACUGGAGCAGGACUUUCUGGGAAAACUCCCAGCAAGCUCAGCAUAAGUGAGGUCAAGAACAGAUUAGCAACCGCUGCUAAAGAGGGCAAGCCAUUCCCAAAAACGGAACAGAAAUUUGAGAAUUACGCCAAGAACGCUUUCAAGAUCUCUGAUAAACAAGUGAUCAAAGACCUUUGGAACUUUGUACAAACACUGAAAAAGUAAUGGCAGCUUUUGCGACUCCCCCCCCCCCCCUUUGCGUCCCCCCCAUGUACCAGAGGACUAUCCAGUGAUGGCCUUCAGCUGUGAAUUCUGGCUUCUCCCACUCUAAUGGAAACCGUCCACUUUCCUCUGUGUGUAAUGAGACUUUCAAAAUAGAGAGACACUGAGUAGUUAAAGAGAGCUCAUUACCUUGUGUUAUUCUAACGAACCUUUCCAAUGUGUUGUGGAUGUGUCGGACAUAGGAUUUCUAUCAAUGGCGGUAAAUAUUGUAUGACAGCUAUGAAGUAGCUAGGGUAAUUUGUGUUGAAAUACAUCUUUGGGGUUAAUUGCUGUAUAAACACCAAUUUAGGAAUUGGAAGAAUAUUUCUGAAGGAGUCUUCCAGUGUAUCUGAGCAGGUUCGCCUUUUGCUACAGGCAGCUUUUCUUGGAAGAGUUUGGAAAUGACCAUCAUUUGCUGUAAAUAGUGCUAUUCAUUUUAAUGUAAAAACAUGGCAACUGAAAUAUAGCUGAAGAUUGCGUCUGCUUCUGAGUAUUCCGUCUGGCCCAAAAUGUUCCAUCUGACUGAGGAUUCCAUCUGGCUCACAGUAAGCCUUGUAGCCCCGAAAAUCCUGUCUGGCUGUGCUUCUAUAGCUCUCUGUAAGGUGGAAAUCUUGGUGAGCCAAGGUAUCUUUGCCUAGGUACUGUAAUCAGAUAAAGUGAUCUUUUAAGGGUUUUUAGCAGUUUGUUGCCAGAAAAUGACAGCAAAAAAAAAUAUUCAUUGGCUUAAAUUGUGAAACGAUUCCACAGAUGCAUUCCAGUUCGUUUAGUGCUUUGAAUUCCAGAGGCAAUGCUAACGUGCAUUAUCUUUUCAGCAUUUUUCUAGUAUUUCAUUUUAUUAAUGCACUCUUGAAUUUGUCCUUUGUUGUACUCCUACUGUAAUAUUUUAAAUAGGAUUACUUAAUCCUUUACAUCUUCUAAGUGUGUUUGUUUAAUGUUGUACUUACUCAUUUAGGUUUCAGAGUUGGUUUUAACCCAGAAUGUUUCAAGUGUUUUAAUUGUUAACAUGGAUUUGGGGGGGUGGGGGGGGAGAUAAUCUGUUUGUUACUUAUGUGUCAAAUAUACUAUAAGGCCAAAAGUUUCUGGACAUCUUUACCAGCACACACAUGCACAAAGCAAGCUCCAUGAAGACAUGUUUUGACAAGGUUGGUGUGUCCUGCACAAUUCUCUGCCCUCAACGCCACUUUACACCUAUGGAAUAAAAUGGAACCAGCUGCACCCCAGACCUCCUAACCAAACUUCAGCACGUGAACUCACUAAUACUCUUGCUGCUGAAUGGGGAAAUCCCCGAAACCACACUUCUUAAUUUACUGGUAAGCAUUCUGAGAAGUUAUUAUAGCAGCAAAAGUAAAACUAAAUCUGGAGUACGACGUUCAAAAUAAACACGUGAAAGUGAUGGUCAGGUGUCCGAAAACCUUUGGCCAUGCAGUGUACUUUAGACCUUGAACUAUGGUAUUUCUAAUGCAUUUGUGUAGUUGCUUUUAAAACUAACCCAACAAUGCCACAUUUCAUGUCAAAUCUAUACAUAUUUAAGCAGCAGAUUCCAUAUAGUUUUACAGCUGGAAUUCAGGUUCCCAUUGGCCAGUAAACUAGCACAAUCUCUGAUCUGACCAAACAAAUUACACCGCUAUAAAACCAGUCUGUUGAAUCAUCUACAUUAGUUAUUAGCCCUGUUUUCCAUGUGAGGUACUUUAUACUUGAGAGUGUUUAAAAAAAACUAUUUUGCAGUUUGACUCAUCCAUGCUUUUUGUAUUCACAUGUUUCAAUGGCAAAAAGGAAUAAAGUAAACUGCCCCAGA
Messenger RNA from Tachysurus fulvidraco (yellow catfish), 2809 nucleotides. It is a transcript of the gene npm1b, whose product is annotated as nucleophosmin 1b. NCBI's taxonomy places the organism in Eukaryota, Metazoa, Chordata, Actinopteri, Siluriformes, Bagridae. The record is from RefSeq and is a predicted model, not a curated record. The coding region runs from base 94 to 978 and encodes 294 amino acids. Gene Ontology annotation, biological process: ribosomal small subunit export from nucleus; ribosomal large subunit export from nucleus; ribosomal large subunit biogenesis. Gene Ontology annotation, molecular function: RNA binding; chromatin binding; histone binding. Gene Ontology annotation, cellular component: ribonucleoprotein complex; cytoplasm; centrosome. The transcript is spliced from 11 exons.